Eucalyptus grandis is the source of this 1286-nucleotide messenger RNA. Its product is annotated as protein NEN2. The record is from RefSeq and is a predicted model, not a curated record. Gene Ontology annotation, molecular function: 3'-5' exonuclease activity; nucleic acid binding. The transcript is spliced from 6 exons. Bases 86 to 1231 code for a protein of 381 amino acids. Lineage: Eukaryota; Viridiplantae; Streptophyta; Magnoliopsida; Myrtales; Myrtaceae.
CCAAUCAGAUACUCUCUCUCUCUCUCUCUCUCUCUCUCUCUCUCUCUCUGCGUAGGAGCAAGCUUUCUCUCUGUUGGAAACAACUAUGGAUUCUUCUCAGCCAGAAAUCGUGAUCUUCGACGUAGAGGCGGUCAGAGAAACAAUCGGAGGAACGAAGGCCAUCCUAGAAUUUGGGGCCAUCAUCGUAUGCCCGCAAAUGCUGGUCGAGAAAGAGUACUUCUCUUCUCUGGUUCGUCCCCAACACGACUGGGAGUUUGGGGGAUUCCACAAAAGAAAGAAUGGACUCACCAGAGAAGAUAUUAUUCUCGCCAACAUCACCUUCUCAGACAUCGCUCGCACGGUCUACGACUUUCUUAACGGAAGGAUUUGGGUAGGCCACAACAUCAUAGAGCAUGAUCGUGUACUAGUUGAGCAGGCGUUUCACAAAAUCGGGCAGUUGCCACCGAAACCCUUGCGCGUAAUUGACACAUUGGAUUUGUGCCAGGGGUUUAUAUGGGGACCUGUCAACCGGAAGAUGGAAACGGUUGCAGAGUACUUUGAUCUCGGGGAGCAAACACAUAGGGCCUUAGAUGAUGUCCGGUUGAAUCUCCGGCUGUUCGUGCACUGUGCCGCAGUUUUCUCGUUGACAGAGUCCUCAAGCCUACUGGGGGCACAUGACAACACGAACAACAACAACAGCUUUCCAAGGUUUCCAGACCCUAUGGAAUUUUCAAUUCCUACUCUCAGAGAUGAAUCUUAUGAUUCCUUCAUUAAAGUACGAGAGCCGAUCUUUUGUGCUUCUCUGAACGUGAGGUUCGGGAUUGACAUAAAGUUCUGGCGUGAAGACCGCAGCCCGAAGCUGAUCUUCAUGGUCGACUCGCCGGACAACCUGAGCACGAAGCUAGAUGAAUUCGACUGGAUGUUGCAAGGGUUGUUUUCCACUUUCAGGAUCGACUCCGGGUGGAGAAAAGUCGUGGAUAGGAAAUGGAAGUCCCCCGCUGUAAGGUUGCGCAUCACAAAUACGGCAGACGAACAGACGAUAGUAUGCAAGAGGGAGGAUUCAGGGAAGACAAGGAGGCUUGUCUUCAAAGACUAUGAGGGGGAGCUCCAGACACUCCUCACAAAAGGCACCAGGUUGGAUGCCUACCUGUUUGUGGAAACCUACCACUAUCCACGAUCUGCAGAUCCAACCCAAGAAAAGGGAUCCGCAGGCAUUAGAUUGGUGGCUCAUAAGUUGAUCAUUCAUUCCUAGUUUCGGAAGCUAAAUCUACAUUGCUUAUCUUGUUGCAUGCGUGGAGAAAGAUUGA